CCCUCCCCGUCGAACGCGAUGGCAUCACAUCAACUCGCCAUCGCAAAGGCCUCAUUCUCUGCGGGUCUACUGCGGCCAGACCCGACCUCCGUACCCCGCGACGAGAUCACCGCAUUCCACACCUCACUCGACCGGGCGUUGUCGCAAUGCACCCCGGCAAACAUCCAGACCUGCAAGACCUGGCUCAUCGACCACCAAGUGGUGUCCUCGUCCAACCGCGUAGGCGUGUGGGCCAAGUACCUGGUCGCGUUGUCCGCAUCCUUUGAAGAUGGCCCUGUCGCUCCUCCAGCCUUGUCCAACACCAAUAAACCCGACCAACCACCCAACAAGACCUCCGGCAAGCGCAAACGCCUCCACAUCCUAUAUCUGCUGAACGACAUCUUCCACCACACGAAAUACCACCUGCCCACGACCGCCUCCUUCUCGACGGUCACCGGCUCCCUGCAGCCCUACGUCGUCGAGCUGCUGGGCUACGCCGCCAGCUACGACCGCGACCGCCACCCGAAACACCACCGCCGCCUGGACGAGCUGCUGGACAUUUGGGGCGAGCAUGGCUACUACGCGGCGGAUUACGUGCACAAGCUCCGCGAGGUCGUCACCAACGCGGCGCUGUCCGGCCCCGUCAAGACCUCGUUGAUCGUCGAGGAGAGUAUCGCGGUCGCCGCCCGCGAGCUGUCCGGCCACCAGCAGAAGAAUGUCCCCUUCGUAAUGCCCGCGACGCACGGCGACCCCGCCACCCCGUACUACGACCUGCCGGCCGGCAAUCUCAUCCCGCACAUUAUCCCGGAUGAGACGGUGCCGUUGCGCGGCGACGCCAUCAAGCCAUUGCAGUUCCUGGCGGGCCCCGCGGAUGGAAAGCUGGUGGACGCGCUGAAACGGUUUCUGGGCGAGGUGGAGGGCAUCUAUGGCGCUUCUGAAGGGGUGGAGCAUGCCGAGGAUGAGGUCGUGGAUCUGGAUGAGUUGGGCCAGGUCGUGAUCCGCGAGGGGCUCAGUGGCGAGAUUAUCAAGGGCGAGACGUAUUACGGGUGGUCGAGGGGCUUCUGUCAGCAGAUGAAGAAACGCGCCAUGAAGGGGGCGAGGAGCAGCAGCCGGAGUCGCAGUAGGAGUCGCAGCAGUCGGGGCUCGCAGAGGCGUCGGUACAGCGAGAGUGGGAGUGAAGCGGGCGGACGGUGGAGGAGCGAGAGUCGGUCGCCGCGCAGACGACGCUACGAUUCGAGGUCGCGCACGAGGUCGAGAUCGCCGCCGCGCGGAGGAGGCUCGUGGCAGUCGUCCAAGCCAAAGGACCGGUCCAGGUCGUAUUCUCCGCAGCCGCCGGCCGCGUACCACGACUAUCGCCAGUCGAACCCGUACGGCAAUGCUCCUCCGCCGCCUCCGCCUCCCCCUUCGUCAGGUCUUCCGCCGGCACCGCAUACCCUUCCACCAGCGCCCCCGCCUCCAUCAAUGGGCUAUCCUCCACCACCACCACCUCCAUACCAGUCCGGCUUCCCCCCCGGUCUGCCCCAUGCUCCUCCCCCUCCUCCGCCGAACUACCAGGGCCCAUGGCCCCCGCCCCCGCCGCCCAUGUCCUUCGCCCCGCCCCAGCAGACCUCCCACUUUCCACCCCCCUACCAAGCUGGCGUGUCGGCCCCAGGCGCACCGGCCCCGGGCGUGCAGUACCAGCAGGCCGCGCAGUAUGCCCAGCAGAUGCCCCCGGGUUCGUACCACUUCCCACCGCCGCAUGCGUCCCACGGUCGCGGCUGGAACCAGUACCCGCGCGGCAGAUAGUCCUCGCAGAAUAAACAG
Aspergillus homomorphus CBS 101889 is the source of this 1782-nucleotide messenger RNA. RefSeq names its product RNA polymerase II-binding domain-containing protein. Gene Ontology annotation, biological process: intracellular calcium ion homeostasis. Lineage: Eukaryota; Fungi; Ascomycota; Eurotiomycetes; Eurotiales; Aspergillaceae. The transcript is spliced from 2 exons. The record is from RefSeq and is a predicted model, not a curated record. Bases 19 to 1764 code for a protein of 581 amino acids. Gene Ontology annotation, cellular component: perinuclear region of cytoplasm.